GCAUUGCUAUUUCUGAUGAGCUUGAUAAGGACACAACAGGUUUUAACACUCCCCUUCUCAGACCUCGUGUGAUUGGAGAAUGGAUUGGCCGUGAAGAAAAUGAUGCAGACCCACUGGCUGCUGAGAUGCUGCAGCCUCCAAUACCAAGAAAUAAAAAUGAGCAGUGGGACAGCGAGGAUAGCAGCAGCCCUGGAGGAAGCUUAAAAAUGGAGCCAAAGACCAAAGGACUAAAACAACAACAGCAGCAACAUAAGAAACUGCUGGCUGCCAUGCUUUCUCAGGACUCCUUUGAUUCUGCUCAAAGCACAGCUCCAUCUGUUACUGAAGAAGAUAUUGACAAUGAAGAUGAUGCAAUGGAACUGCUGGAGGAUCUUGAUGAUCUAAGAAUGGAAGGAGUAACAAGCGUGGUGUCUUCUGGGAGCAAAUUCAAUCAAACUCGAAGUGCUCAUAUGGCUGAGCCUCAAGCAAAGGUCACACUGAAUAUCUGCGCAAGAUGUGCCAGAUUGCAAGGAGAUAAUUUGGCAGAAAGGCCAGAAGAUGUCUCCAUGGUAUCUCAAACAUCUGAGCCAGCAGUGACAGACUCUGAUGUUCAAGCACACGAGGUUAAAACACUCAUGGAAGAAAUUGAUGAAUUUCAGAGUGCCUCUCAAGUGGCAGGAUCUUCUCAGACAGUUUGGACCCUGGAUGCCACGAGUGUCAGACCUGGAGGUUCACCAAGACAGAAACUCUUAAAGGACUCCUUAGCAGCAAAAGAACUUCAGACCAUGGAAAAACACCUAGCUGAUAUUGAGAAGGACCUAGCUCUAUGGGAAGAAGCAAGGCUCUCAAGAAGCCCUAGCAUCCAACAUCAAAGUUCAGUUACAUCUGACCAUCAAGACAGUCUUCAAGCUACACAGAGCCAAAAUCCGAGGCCUCAGGUGCCAACUCAGAUGGGGAAGAAUAUUCAGCUCCAAGGAAACAAAUCACCACCGCUGCCCUCUAACAGCAGAACACAGGUCUCCAGUGUUGUAAACAGUAGGUCUCCAACGCCCAGUACACAAACCAACAGGCCACCAACCCCAUCAACUCCAGGGAGCAGACCUGUGACCCCGAAUAGCUUGCUGUCACGGCCUCUUACCCCUAGCAACCAAGGAAACAGGGAAGGCAUCAUUAGUAUGCAAAGAAGCAGAUCUUUGACAUCUAAGAGCCAAAUGGGGAGGACCCUCAGCACUGCUUCAGGGCUCUCUGUGCAAAUGAGUGGAGACAUUGUUGGAACUGUCACUACUCAGAGAAGCAGUUUAUCAGAAGAUGAAUUCUUACAACAGCUUCAGCUUGCUCAUCAGCCUUGGACAUUGCCAAGCGACACAGAAAGUGAAGGGAUGGAAGCUGACCAAGACAAAU
Messenger RNA from Tauraco erythrolophus (red-crested turaco), 1380 nucleotides. The record is from RefSeq and is a predicted model, not a curated record. NCBI's taxonomy places the organism in Eukaryota, Metazoa, Chordata, Aves, Musophagiformes, Musophagidae.